UGUUUUGUUUUUAUUUAGGCCUUGGUUGGUCAGGAAUGAAAUAAAAACAGGACACAAAGAGCAUGGUAUUGUUCUGCUGAGGAUCCUGCAUUCCUGUAUAUCUCUGUUUCUGUCUGCCAUCUUUGCCCAUAAUUCUCCCAUUGUUCUUUGUCUCUAGAUUUCAUUACUGGAUGAAAAGGAAGGCAUCUUGAUUGUUUGGGAUCCUUUUUUUUCCAGCAAGAUUUGAUUUUGGAGCUGUUUCUUGAAUCUAGGUUUGGCGGGGAAGAUGAACUUUGGUCAGUUUUGAUAACUGUUUUGUGAUAAAGAUGCAGCCGGAUCAGAGAAGAAAGCCAGCAGCAGAAAUCGAGUUUUUCACCGAAUAUGGUGAAGGUAGUAGAUACAGAAUAGAAGAGGUAGUCGGCAAAGGGAGCUACGGCAUCGUUUGUUCGGCUUAUGACACACAAACCAGUGAAAAGGUGGCAAUUAAGAGGAUCAAUGAUAUAUUUGAACAUGUCUCUGAUGCAACCCGCAUACUUCGAGAAAUUAAGCUUCUUCGGCUCCUGUCUCAUCCCGAUAUUGUCGAAAUCAAGCACAUUUUAUUGCCGCCUUCUCGGAGGGAAUUCAAAGAUAUCUAUGUUGUUUUUGAACUCAUGGAGUCUGAUUUACACCAAGUUAUUAAGGCAAACGAUGAUUUAACUCCAGAACACUAUCAAUUUUUCCUUUAUCAGUUGCUUCGCGGAUUGAAAUACAUACACACAGCAAAUGUAUUUCACAGGGACCUUAAACCGAAAAACAUUUUGGCAAACUCUGAUUGCAAGCUUAAGAUAUGUGACUUUGGCCUCGCGAGAGUGGCCUUUGAUGAUACUCCGACGGCCAUAUUUUGGACGGACUAUGUUGCUACCAGGUGGUACAGGGCACCUGAAUUAUGUGGAUCCUUUUCCUCAAAGUAUACACCAGCAAUCGAUAUAUGGAGCAUUGGUUGUAUCUUUGCUGAAUUAUUGACCGGAAAGCCUCUAUUUCCUGGGAAGAAUGUUGUCCAUCAAUUGGAUUUAAUUACAGAUUUAUUGGGCACACCUUCUGCAGACGCCAUUGCCAGAGUCCGAAACGAGAAGGCAAGACGAUACUUAAGCAGCAUGAGGAAGAAAAAGCCUAUACCUUUAUCUCAGAAAUUCCCAAAUGCUGAUCCACUAGCCCUCCAUUUGUUAGAGAGGAUGCUAGCUUUUGAACCUAAGGAUCGUCCUUCUGCCGAAGAGGCUUUGGCACAUCCCUACUUCAGGGGUUUAGCGAAAGUCGAGCGGGAACCUUCUGCUCAGCCCGUGACGAAGAUGGAAUUUGAAUUCGAAAGACGACGGAUAACUCAAGAAGAAAUCAGGGAGCUCAUUUACAGAGAGAUUCUUGAGUAUCACCCGAAAAUGUUGAAAGAGUUCCUCAAGGGAACUGAAUCUACUGGCUUUAUGUAUCCAAGUGCUGUAGAUCAAUUCAAGAAGCAAUUUUCUUGCCUGGAAGAAAAUUACAAAAACGGCACAACUGUUGCGCGGCCUGAAAGGCAACAUGCAUCAUCACUACCAAGGCCCUGUGUAGUUGCUGAUCCUGAUAAUAGAACACAGGUUGCAGCAGAAAUCAGUGAGGAUUUAUCCAAGUGUGGCAUUAAGGAAACUGAAAAGCCACAAGCCUACAAGAAUGGUGCUAUCCCUUCAACAAAAACUACUCAAGUCUAUCAGAAUUCCCAUGGUAUUGCUGCUAGGCCUGGUAAAGUUGUUGGCUCUGUUAUACAGCACAACAAUGCCCAGGCAGUUGCUCUUACUGACGCUGGAGAGGUAGAUGACACUCGGAAAAAUGUUAAAAAUACAGCAGGUCAGUUGUAUUAUGCACGAUCGGGUUAUUCAUAUCCGAGGAGAAAUUCAAGCUGUAAGAGUGAAAGAGGCAAUGAGGGAUUGGAAGGGCCUUCAAUUGUGCAUCCGAAACACUACAUUGCGAGAAAAGUGGCAACAGCUGCAGCUGAAGGUAGCGUUGGGUGAUAACUGGUGAAAAAUGGGAGGGGAUUGUAUUGCACACUUGCAGUCAUACAGUAUCUGUAAAUGCUGGGGGUGCAGCUCAACACAGUUACAAUGUUUAUUUUGUUUGAUUGUGUUUGCAUGGGAAUAAAAGGGAUUGGAUACAUCCUUUUAUCCAUUCUAAUGCUAUCUUUCAACAAUGGAGCCAUAUCCUAUGUAAUUGCCUCCAAUGUAUAACAUAGAACCUUAUAAGACCAA
This is a messenger RNA of Dioscorea cayenensis subsp. rotundata (Guinea yam), 2231 nucleotides long. Its product is annotated as mitogen-activated protein kinase 15-like. Bases 306 to 1997 code for a protein of 563 amino acids. Gene Ontology annotation, biological process: protein phosphorylation; intracellular signal transduction. Lineage: Eukaryota; Viridiplantae; Streptophyta; Magnoliopsida; Dioscoreales; Dioscoreaceae. The record is from RefSeq and is a predicted model, not a curated record. Gene Ontology annotation, cellular component: cytoplasm; nucleus. Gene Ontology annotation, molecular function: MAP kinase activity; ATP binding. The transcript is spliced from 10 exons.